Molecule: messenger RNA, 441 nt
Organism: Macrosiphum euphorbiae (potato aphid)
Lineage: Eukaryota; Metazoa; Arthropoda; Insecta; Hemiptera; Aphididae
Source: the annotation of a GenBank genome assembly
AUGUACAUUUGUUUUAUAUGUUCUUCAUUAUUUUCUUCUAUAAACCAACUAAUGUUGCAUUUAAAAAUUUAUCACCAUUUGGGAGCUCAAUCUACAUAUAAGAGUAAACAGCAAGACUGUAUUAGGGACUUUCAAGGUUCAGAACAUUUUAGGCAGCAUUUAAAUAGAGUCCAUUCUAAUACAACACCUGAAUUUACAAUUAAUGAAUUGGUAAUUGUCCCACCUAUACAUGAUUCUGAUAAAGUUGUCUCUAUAUCAGAAGAAAUUGUAAAUUCAAAUGAAAUUGAUAUUAAUAGAAAUUUUGAUAAUGCUGAAAUAGGUGAUAGUAGUAGGCCUUUUGAAAAAGUUGUAAGAGAUUGUGCAUUACAAUUUAUAACAAAUUUGUUUACUAAACCUAAUGUAACCGAAUCAUUAAGAGGACGUUACACCCGUAAUAUUUAG